Penicillium taxi is the source of this 966-nucleotide messenger RNA. Its product is annotated as CE1 family esterase. The transcript has a single exon. NCBI's taxonomy places the organism in Eukaryota, Fungi, Ascomycota, Eurotiomycetes, Eurotiales, Aspergillaceae. Gene Ontology annotation, molecular function: feruloyl esterase activity. The coding region runs from base 1 to 966 and encodes 321 amino acids. The record is from RefSeq and is a predicted model, not a curated record.
AUGUAUUUCUCCAUUUUAUCGAUUGUCGCUCUAGCAACGGCAUCAUCCGUCACUUUGGGUCAAUCCUCCGGUUGUGGGAAAGAUAUCCCCGCCUCGUUCCCUCAACCUGGCUUGAACACCACAGUCACUCUGGGCGACCGCGAAUUCCAGCUGUUUAUUCCAGCCCACUAUGAGAAGUCUUUGCCAGCACCAGUGUACUUCUCCUAUCAUGGUGCUAGUCGUGACAUGUACGAGGAAAUAGGCCUCAGCCAGUUCUCGAACCCCGAGUUCAACAAGGACGGUAUCGCUGUUUACCCUAACAGUAAGAAUGGCUACUGGCUCUCCAACCCUAAGGCCAAUGUUACCCGUCCGAACGAUUUGGACUUCACCAACGACGUCCUGACCUAUCUGGAGGAGUCGUUAUGUGUCGACACUACUCGUGUGUAUGCUGGUGGAAAGUCCAACGGUGGAGGUAUGGUUGGUGUGCUUGCGUGUAAUGCUACCGUAGGCGCACGUUUUGCAGCUUUUGCCGCAGUUAGUGGAGCUUGGUACAAUACUACUGAGAUUGAUGGAGUGGGCACAUGUGCCCCUCUGCCCAGAGAAGAGGGAUAUCCUUUCCUCGAGUUCCACGGUGUUAUCGAUACAACUGCCCCUAUCGAUGGCAAAAAUGCUACUCACCCCAAGUUAGCUGUCAUCGAUAUCCUCGAGCAGUGGGCCGAGUUAAACGGUUGCCCCAAGGGCGCCGAGUGGGCGAGCAACGAGACGGUCUUUACAGAGCCUCUGGUCAAGCAUGCUUCAUGGAACUGUGGUGGUAAGAAUGGUAUUGUGCAACACUAUCGUGAGGGUGACAAUGGUCACUGCUGGCCUAGCACUGUCUCGAACGAUGAUUAUGUCAGACUCGCUGCUCAGUGCCCCCUUGGCCACUAUGUCUUCAAUGCUACUGAGUACAUUUUUGACUUCUUCAGCCACCACCAGUUGAAUCCGUAG